AUGCAGAUCCGGUCCUGGGAUUGCGGUCCUGCAGCUACAUACUACUCUGUUAGACGUCCUGGACAGGUCAUCAGAAAUAAACAUGUCCGCCCCGUUAACCCUGUGUCCACCUUUACCUCUUGCAUGUACAGGAAGAACUCCCCCUACAGGACACUGGAGCCGGUGCGCCCCCCAGUGGUGCCCAACGAUUAUGUCUCCAGCCCCACCAGAAGUAACAUGGCGGUCGGACAGGUUCCCAGUCCGGCCCGCACCGCCACCCUCAACCAUCGACCCCGAACGUACAGUGGCAGCAGCGGAGGCAGCCAUCCCAGCAGCAGCAGUCGCAGCAGCAGCAGGGAGAACAGCGGCAGCGGCAGCGUGGGCGUUCCCAUCGCCGUGCCCACGCCCUCCCCGCCCUCCACCUUCCCAGUUUCCCCGACUGCUGGACCAGCUAGCUCCUCCUCCACUGCCCCUAACUCCUCCCCCUCCCCGACUCCUUCCUCCUUCUCCUCCUCUUCCUCCACCGCAACCUUAACACAACCCAACGCACCCUUGCCACCAAACUCCCCCUCACAACACGCUGACUCGUCUCCUCAACCAAACUCGCAAUCAAACGCACCCGCCAACCCUUCCCCGCCGUCUGACCCCGCCCCCAGCACGCCAGAGGUCCAGUCAGGUGUUCUGCCUGAAGAGCUGUCUCCUCUCCUCCCUCCUGCCCCACCUCCUCCACUCUCCUCCUCCUCCUCCUCAUCAUCACCUGCCGAAGGCCCUUUCGUCCCUCAGUUCUACAGUAUGAACCGGCCUCAGCCUCGGCAGCAGGCUCAACAGGUGGGGGGGUCUCUGCCGUACCGCCGCCCCCCCUCUGUGACCGGUCAGCCGAUCUCUACAGAGAACCAGGUCAACGGUGGUCCCUACUACAACCAAAGCCCAGUAUCGGUUCUCGUGACGUCCCUGUGUCAUGUGACCCCCCCAGGCUUCCUGCCUCCCAUCACCCAGCCCGAGAAGUUCUUCCUGUCCCAGCUGAUGUUGGCGCCGCCCAGGGAUCUGUUCAAGAAGACGCCCCGACAGGUGUCCUGCAUGGACGCCGGCAACAUGCCCCAGUCCAUCGACAUCAGUGGGCUGCAGCUCGCCUUAGCAGAGCGUCAGUCAGAGCUGCCCACGCAGAGUAAAGCCAGCUUCCCCAGCAUCCUCAACGACCCCGAUCCGGACUCGUCCAACUCGGGAUUCGACAGCUCAGUGGCGAAUCAGAUCAUAGAGUCUCUGGUCACGGGGCCCCGCCCUCCGCUGGAGAGUCACUUCCGCCCCGAGUUCAUCCGGCCGCCGCCUCCUCUGCACUUGUGCGAGGACGAGCUGGCGUGGCUGAACCCCACCGAGCCGGAUCACAGCAUCCAGUGGGAUCGCUCCAUGUGUGUGAAGAACAGCACCGGCGUGGAGAUCAAACGCAUCAUGUCCAAGGCCUUCAAGAGCCCGCUGUCGGCCCAGCAGCAGUCCCAGCUGCUGGCUGAGCUGGAGAAGGACCCGAAGCUGGUCUAUCACAUCGGCCUGUCCCCGGCGAAGCUCCCCGACCUGGUGGAGAACAACCCGCUGGUGGCCAUCGAGAUGCUGCUGAAGCUGAUGCAGAGCAGCCAGAUCACAGAGUAUUUCUCAGUGCUGGUCAACAUGGACAUGUCGCUGCACUCCAUGGAGGUGGUGAACAGGUUGACCACAGCCGUCGACUUGCCUCCAGAGUUUAUCCACCUCUACAUCUCCAACUGCAUCUCCACCUGUGAGCAAAUCAAAGACAAAUACAUGCAGAACCGCCUGGUCCGCCUGGUCUGCGUCUUCCUCCAGUCGCUGAUCCGAAACAAGAUCAUCAACGUGCAGGACCUCUUCAUCGAGGUUCAGGCCUUCUGCAUCGAGUUCAGCCGCAUCCGCGAAGCUGCCGGCCUGUUCCGCCUCCUGAAGACCCUGGACACCGGAGAAAACCCCACCGAGGCCAAACCUGCCAAAUGAUGGUCCUCGCAGAGACGCUGCAGACGGACGCCUUUAAACCAUCAGAGGGACACUGUUUGGUUCACCAGGAACCGGUGCUGCCGGCUCAAAUGAGUUAAUAUUGUAAAUAAUGUAGUGACGUUUCCUCCAGACUCUAAAUCCUCUUUGAGCUUUGUCACCGUUUCCCCCUUUCCCACAAAGUAAAAAAGGAUUAACGCAGUUCAGCAUUUCGUUUUGUACCUUUUUGUUUUCUUUCCACGCAAACUUUCUCUAAUUAAACUGACCGUUUCAUUGA
This is a messenger RNA of Micropterus dolomieu (smallmouth bass), 2245 nucleotides long. RefSeq names its product CCR4-NOT transcription complex subunit 11-like. Gene Ontology annotation, biological process: mRNA catabolic process; negative regulation of translation. The transcript is spliced from 10 exons. Gene Ontology annotation, cellular component: CCR4-NOT complex. Lineage: Eukaryota; Metazoa; Chordata; Actinopteri; Centrarchiformes; Centrarchidae. The coding region runs from base 1 to 1971 and encodes 656 amino acids. The record is from RefSeq and is a predicted model, not a curated record.